Parastagonospora nodorum SN15 is the source of this 339-nucleotide messenger RNA. RefSeq lists its product as hypothetical. NCBI's taxonomy places the organism in Eukaryota, Fungi, Ascomycota, Dothideomycetes, Pleosporales, Phaeosphaeriaceae. The record is from RefSeq and is a predicted model, not a curated record. The transcript has a single exon. The coding region runs from base 1 to 339 and encodes 112 amino acids.
AUGUACACAUACUCCAUCUCCCUCCCGAACCUCAUCGCGCUCGCCGCCGCCAACACCGCCACGCACCCCACUUACACAUACGAAGAGAACGUGGCGAUUCGUGACUAUGUCUUUGCCAUGGCGCAGUUCGAGGUGGCGUCUUGGACGCCCUGGGAGGUUUUUCUUUACGUGCUCCAGUAUGUGAUGAUGGCAGAUGGGAUGGGUGUCUGGGAGGAUGAGGGGUAUGAUGGGGACUUUGAAGACUUUGAAGAGGAGGAUGUCCAGGAGAAGGUCGUCCAAGAGGAGGAAUACUGUGGGUUCCUGCAUUGUCGUGACUUCUGCCGGUUUUUCCCGGAUUGA